AACACGGACUUCUCCUGAAGCACUCACAAAGUUUGCUAAGCUUAAAAACGCCUCACCGUGCAGCCAGGCAGACCUCCCUCUCUGCGGACCACUACCGGAGCCUCUAGAGGUGAUAACAGCCUGUGGCACAAAGAAAAGGCACCGUUACGCACGGAAAGAGCGCAAUCCAGGACGCGGGAUCUUCCGUCUGCAGUGAAAAAAUGAAGCCUCAGUUAUUUGCCGUAGAUCUAAUAUUUCUGUGCAUAUCAUGCGGAGCAAGUGCAUUGGCAACGACGUUUCCUGGUGUGUCCACGUUCUCUCCAGACGCCAAUUUUACCAGUUUUGGCGCAGACCGUGGAACAGACGCCACGACUCUUUCUAAAAGCAGGAGGAAGCGUUAUAUCAGUCAGAAUGACAUGCUCGCCAUUCUUGAUUACCACAACAAAGUGAGAGGGAAGGUGUUUCCCCCUGCGUCCAACAUGGAAUACAUGGUGUGGGACGAGUCUCUGGCCAAGACGUCAGAGGACUGGGCCCAAGCCUGCCUGUGGGAGCACGGGCCGCCGCACCUCCUCAGGUUCCUGGGUCAAAACCUCUCCGUCAGGACAGGACGCUAUCGAUCCAUUCUCCAGCUGGUGAAGCCGUGGUACGAUGAGGUGAAAGAUUACUCAUUUCCGUAUCCCCGUGACUGCAACCCCCGCUGCCCUCUCAGAUGCUAUGGACCCAUGUGUACCCAUUACACGCAGAUGGUGUGGGCAACCUCCAAUAAAGUUGGCUGUGCCGUCCACACGUGCCACAAUAUGAAUGUUUGGGGCUCAGUGUGGAAGCGGGCAACUUAUUUAGUCUGCAACUAUUCACCCAAGGGGAACUGGAUUGGAGAGGCCCCCUACAAAGUGGGCGUGCCCUGCUCCGCCUGCCCCCCCAGCUACGGGGGCUCCUGCAGCAACAACAUGUGCUUCCCUGCCCUCAAGACAAACUACCUGCACUGGUUCAAAUAAGCACAGGUCUCCUUUUUGAAAACAAGCUGACAACCCACAGUACCACAAAGACAUUGUUUUCAAUCCCUUAAGGAUUUGCACAACAGUCGUGGACCACACUAUUUUGUAUAUAUGGGCUUAUUUAAAUACACAGACAUACAAUUUUUUUUUUAAGGCAGCAGACAAUUAAGCUUUGGUGACUUGUAAAUAAGGUGUAAAUUAAUUUGUUGCGAUUUGAUGAAAUAUAAUUUAUAUGUUCACAGUACACACUUUUGUUGUUUGACAAUGUGGUAAUUGAGGACAUGACACCAUCAUAGCUGCUCAUACCUGCUCACUCUGGUGCUACAGGCAUCACACCUUCCCGCUGUGUGCUCUGCCUUCACAGGAAUGCUGUGACACACACACAUCAAAGCCUCUGACCUCAGAGGGAAAGACCGACUCUGGUGGCGUCGGCUCGGUCGACCCUGCAGUAGGUUGCGAACUUCAUUCUCGAGUUCAGCGCAGUCUCCAUUUUCACGAGAUCGGGAGCCAAUCGGCAAAAGUUCUUUCAUUGACAGAAUUGCACUUACACUGUAACCUAAACGGAAAAACGGAAAAAAGGAAUACACGUCACCACAUUUAGAAAUAUUUACUUUUUCCAUUUACACAGUGAAUUUGCAGCUUUAAUCUGCACUGAUUCACUUGAGUUUCAUCACAUUUAAUUCUUUUUCACACAUAUAUUUCAAAUAAUACACGACAGAGAGCACAUACAAUAAAUCUGACCCACAUAUCUUGUCUAUGAUCGUAUUUGUUACAGACUAUAUUGGUAAACUGUAUAUAUACAUGAAUGUCUUAUAGUGGACAAAUGCAGUGUUUGUAUGUUGUAAUGAUCUUUUCACUGAUGUUGUAGCAAUGGUUUCUUUUGUAGUUAGGCACUCAAGUGCACCUUAAUUGUUUGCAGCUUUUCCAAAGUACUGGGAAAUGAUCGUUUGUUUUGUACAUGUUGAUAAUCAAUACACCUCCUUAAACUUCAAGUACUCUAUAAGUUAUUCAUUUUUAUAUGGGAAUGUAUUUUUGUGUAAUGUAAGGAUUGUACAUAUAUGUAUACAAUUUACUGAAUACAGUUCAUUCAACUAUUAUAAUGGUGUGAAUGAGCUGCGGUAGAUCUAUAUGAACGAAGCACUAGCGUAAUAUCCACAGGUGGUUUUCAUGGACCAUUCCCAACUCUCCGAAUCAGAAUUACUUUUCAAAUCAGGACAGUUUCUCAGUAAUCUGAGAGGGAUUCAAGCACACGCCUGCAGUGUGAUGAGAACAUGUUCAAGAAGACACAAAGAUGUUGAUUUAAAGGAAACUUGCUCGAAUGCAUUACAAAAAACAGGAAAUUACCAUUUUC
Molecule: messenger RNA, 2325 nt
Organism: Pleuronectes platessa (European plaice)
Lineage: Eukaryota; Metazoa; Chordata; Actinopteri; Pleuronectiformes; Pleuronectidae
Gene: pi15a
Product: peptidase inhibitor 15a
Exons: 6
Coding region: 201-974 (257 amino acids)
Cellular component (GO): extracellular region
Source: RefSeq, a predicted model, not a curated record